UGUUUUUCCUCUGUAGAGACAUGGAUGAGAUGAGCGGACAAGAUCCAAACUCUGAGGACACGCAAAAGAAGGACCAAAGAUUGCCGUUCCAGAUUUUCCCGGACCCUGUUGAGGUUGUCCUGGGCCCAGAGACCACCUUGAACAGCCUGGACCACGACCAUGAGAAGGAACGCCUGCCCUCCAUUGUUGUGGAACCCACAGAGGUGAGCGAAGUGGAGAGUGGUGAGCUGCGCUGGCCUCCAGAGAACAUGGACAUGGAGGAAGACGAGGAGGACCUGUUCCUGGAGCAGUGCAUUCCCCCGGCCAACAUAGCAGACUGGGGAGAAGAGGAGGAGGAGGAGGAGGAGGAAACGUCAGUUAUACUGAACCAGCAGCAAGGCUUGACUCUCAUUGACCUUCAGUCGGAUGCAUUUAGAGACGACACCCCCACGCUUCCACCGAGCAGUGCUCCGGCCCUCAACUGACUUAACCUCGGAGAACUCAGCACCUCCGAUGACCCUGUGAGGAAACAUCCUGAC
Scatophagus argus is the source of this 518-nucleotide messenger RNA. RefSeq names its product LBH regulator of WNT signaling pathway, like (gene lbhl). The record is from RefSeq and is a predicted model, not a curated record. The coding region runs from base 21 to 464 and encodes 147 amino acids. NCBI's taxonomy places the organism in Eukaryota, Metazoa, Chordata, Actinopteri, Scatophagidae. Gene Ontology annotation, biological process: positive regulation of DNA-templated transcription. The transcript has 3 exons. Gene Ontology annotation, cellular component: nucleus.